AUGCCUUCAAGAAAUGUAUUAAUUUCAACACAGUUACUUUUAUUCCUAGUUCUGUUGUAUUUGCCAUUCAAUGACGCCGGAUUUUUGUGUCACUUUUUCCGUUAUUUCAUUCCAAGUCUUCAAUGUGGUGGAGAUUCUGCUGCAAGUACUAGUAGCACUGGCACUUUUAGUUCAUCAAGACAGAAUACGGGAAGAGGUGACUCAUAA
Trichobilharzia regenti is the source of this 207-nucleotide messenger RNA. Lineage: Eukaryota; Metazoa; Platyhelminthes; Trematoda; Strigeidida; Schistosomatidae. The record is from the annotation of a GenBank genome assembly.